CUUUCAGCCAUAUUCUUUUUAUUUACAGCAGAACACACUGUUAACACUUACUCUGUUGUGGACUGGUUAAGAAGUGUGAAGUUUAUGUGCUGAGGGUUUUCUGCUGUUUGCCCUAUUAUGGAGAGAUGUCCUCGUGAUUCUGGAGAGGAAACAACAUACCAUGAUGAAAGCUUUCAGGUGUUUGAAGUGGAACAACGACUACAGCUCACUCAAAAGGACCCUGAGGAGGGAGGCAUGGAGGCUGAAGAGAUGUUGCCAAGCAUGGAUCGUCAGCCUUUUCUGUCUGCAUUUGCAUUAGAGGAAUUUGAGUUCCCUGCCAUCAUUCAAUUACAAGAGAUGCCCCUUUUCCCCAAGUGGCACCUCCCUCUAAAGCUUAUGGCUGUUUUUUUAACUCUAACGUUUGUGUACACAUUUCUCAGGGAUGUCCUGCAGCCUUAUGUGGCUCAGAAUAAAAAUGAUUUUUACAAGAUUUCCAUACUGGUGUUAAAUAAAGCUCUACCCUGGACAUCCAUCACUCUUCUGGCACUUGUCUAUCUACCUGGAGGGUUGGCUGCUCUACUACAACUACACAGAGGCACGAAAUACAGCUCUUUCCCACUUUGGCUGGAAAAUUGGAUGGGUGCGAGGAAACAGUUGGGUCUGCUGGCCUUCCUUCUGGCCUGCCUACAUGCCAUUUACAGCCUGAGCUACCCAAUGAGACGAUCAUACAGAUACAAACUCCUCAACUGGGCCUACCAGCAGGUACAACAGAAGAAGGAUAACGCAUGGGUAGAGGAUGAUGUCUGGAGGAUGGAGAUCUACAUCUCACUGGGAAUCCUAGGAUUGGGCAUUCUGGCCUUGGUGGCCAUCUCCUCCCUACCUUCUGUUAUGGACACUCUAAACUGGAGAGAGUUCCAGUGUGUCCAGAGAACACUGGGACAUGCAGCUCUGUUUUUGUGCACAGCUCAUGCUCUGGUGUAUGGCUGGAGGAAGUGGGUGGAGAUGAAGCACUAUGUAUGGUACACACCACCAUCAUUUAUACUGGCCUCCUUCCUCCCAGGUGUGGUGUUACUGCUCAAGGCUGUGCUAGCCAUGCCCUGUUUUAACAAAAGAUUGGCGCGCAUUCGACAUGGCUAGGAAAGACCCGGGCGAAAGCAAUUAAUAGACAAGGACUCACUCUGACU
Molecule: messenger RNA, 1163 nt
Organism: Tachysurus vachellii
Lineage: Eukaryota; Metazoa; Chordata; Actinopteri; Siluriformes; Bagridae
Product: metalloreductase STEAP1-like
Exons: 6
Coding region: 118-1116 (332 amino acids)
Cellular component (GO): endosome; plasma membrane
Source: RefSeq, a predicted model, not a curated record